GACAAUGGUGCGGUCCGAUUAAAUGAUGGGUCGAUGCAUUCUGUUCGAUCCAUAGUGGAAACAAAUAAACAACAUUUCGACAGCGACGGGGAUGAACUGGACAGCAUCCAAAGAUCUAUUGAUCACAGCGGUGUUGCUGAGGAUGCGUGGUGUCUGCUGUGUCCAGAGCAAGAAUUGGAAAGGCUACAAUGCGAAGAAGAACGCCGGAAAAAACAACAGUUGGUCGAAGAAGAGGCAGAAGUAAUACCUGACUUGGCAAAUGAAAAUAGAACCGCUCUAAACUUACAAAAGCAAAAGUCAAUGAGUCGAAAUGAUGGCUUGGCAUUGAUCCGCUCCCUAAAUAAUACUCAAAUGGACAUUUUUUACAAAAUUAGACAGUGGUGCCUUGAUAAAGUAGGUGGGAGAAAACCCGAGCCUUUACACUUAUUCAUCACAGGUGGUGCCGGGACAGGAAAAAGCCACCUAAUUAAAGCCAUCCAAUAUGAGGCUACCAGGUUGUUGUCAACAAUGUGUCGGCAACCGGACAAUAUUUCUGUCUGUCUAGCUGCACCAACAGGGAUUGCUGCUUACAAUUUGAAUGCCACAACCAUCCACAGCACAUUGAGCAUCGGCAAGGAUACCCGUUUGCCUUACACACCACUGGGUGAGGAAACGGUGAAUUCCUUGCGUGCCAAGUUCGCGGACCUCCAAAUUUUGAUUAUCGAUGAAAUAUCGAUGGUUGAUCACAAGUUGUUGACGUACAUUCAUGGUAGGCUCCGACAAAUUAAGCAAACCGGUGACUAUGCUGCAUUUGGCAACGUCAGCAUCAUCGCCGUCGGUGAUUUUUACCAGUUACCGCCAGUCAAAGGAAAGCCUCUUUAUGUCGAAGACGCCACUUUCAACUUGUGGACAAAUCUUUUCAGUGUUGUCGAACUGACAACGAUAGUCCGGCAAAAAGAUAAUCAGUUUGCAGCCUUGCUAAAUAGACUCCGCAAACAUCCAAAAGGCGCGGCGUUGUUGGAAACAGACAUAGAACUUCUGAAACAGCGCGAAACGGGUGAGGUCAGCUCCGCGUUACAUGUGUUUCCAACCAAUCAACAAGUAAACGAGUACAACCUAAAAUCAGCUUUUCAGGAUCUGUCCGGAGUACACAAUAAUAAAAGCUCAGGAUUACAGCCAAAACAAAAAAUCCGGUAAAUUAGAAAAAAAAAGUUGGGCACCACAGCAAAGUUUACAACACGUGUUUAGAGGAAACUCUGGACAUCGCUAAAGAUGCUCGUGUAAUGCUUUGCAAAAACAUCGAUAUUGACGACGGCUUAGUUAACAGGGUUUGU
This is a messenger RNA of Doryrhamphus excisus (bluestripe pipefish), 1313 nucleotides long. The record is from RefSeq and is a predicted model, not a curated record. Lineage: Eukaryota; Metazoa; Chordata; Actinopteri; Syngnathiformes; Syngnathidae.